AUGGAGCCUCGCCCUCGGAACCUCACUCUCGGAGCCUCACCCUCGGAGCCUCACCCUUGGAGUCUCACUCUCGGAGCUUCACCCUUGGAGCCUCACCCUUGGAGCCUCACCCUCGGAUACUCACCCUCGGAGCCUCACCCUCGGAGCUUCUCCCUCGGAGCCUCACCCUCUGAGCCUCACCCUCGGAGCCUCACCCUCGGAACCUCACCCUCGGAGCCUCACCCUCGGUGCCUCACCCUCGUAACCUCACUCUGGGAGCCUCACCCUCGGAGCCCUACUAUCGGAGCCUCACCCUUGGAGCUUCACCCUCGGAGCCUCACCCUCGGAGCCUCACCCUCGGAGACUCACCCUCGGAGCCUCACUCUCGGAGCUUCACCCUUGGGGCCUCACCCUCGGAGCCUCACCCUCGGAGCCUCACUCUCGGAUACUCACCCUCGGAGCCUCACCCUCGGAGCUUCUCCCUCGGAGCCUCACUCUCGGAUACUCACCCUCGGAGCCUCACCCUCGGAACUUCUCCCUCGGAGCCUCACCCUCUGA
Procambarus clarkii (red swamp crayfish) is the source of this 537-nucleotide messenger RNA. The record is from RefSeq and is a predicted model, not a curated record. NCBI's taxonomy places the organism in Eukaryota, Metazoa, Arthropoda, Malacostraca, Decapoda, Cambaridae.